UGCAUUUGCUACAGCUCAUGUUCACGGGGCAAUCUACCAGGAGAGAGGGCUGUUGACAGCAGAGGGACGGACAAUAAAAAAUAAGCAGGAAAUCCUCGACCUGCUCUCAGCCUUAUGGCUUCCUGCCAAGUUAGCCAUAAUCCACUGCCAGGGACACCAAAAAGCCAAUGACCUGGUAGCUAAAGGCAACCAAAAGGCUGACGAGGCUGCAAAGGCAGUAGCCCUUACCUCGGUCCCUACCAUGGCCUUACAACUACCAGACCCAGGGGACCCAGUCCUACCAGACCAGCCCAAGUACUCCCAGGAGGAGUUGCAACGUAUCAAAAAGCUCCCUAAAGCCCAGGAAAUAAAGGGAUGGUGGCAUACACCAGAAGGAGAACUUAUACUGCCGGACUGGCUCGGGGACACGAUAUUAAAACAUAUGCACCAAUCCACUCACCUGGGAGCCCGGAAAAUGAAGGACUUAAUCCAACAUGCUAGGAUCAAAAUUCACCAGCAGAAUACCAAGAUAGACCAGGUUGUGUCAGCCUGCAAGACCUGUCAACUCACAAACGCAAGGGUUGGAUCAAAUAAAGAAGGAACCAGGCUCAGAGGCACCAAACCUGGAGCACAAUGGGAGGUCGACUUCACUGAAAUUAAACCAGGGAAGUAUGGUUAUAAAUAUCUUUUAGUAUUUAUAGAUACCUUCUCUGGCUGGGUAGAAGCAUACCCAACCAAGCGUGAAACAGCUCAGACGGUGGCCAAGAAGCUGCUGGAAGACAUCUUACCCAGAGGGCUCCAGAGGGCACACGAGGACAUUUGGCCACGCCUUCGCGCCAUCUAUGAGACCAGCCCAAUUCCAACUCCUCAUCAACACAGACCAGGAGAUUGGGUCUACGUCAAAAGGCAUCAUCAAGAAACUCUUGAGCCACGUUGGAAGGGUCCCUACACUGUGGUGCUAACGACCCCCACUGCUCUCAAGGUAGACGGCGUCGCGACCUGGAUCCAUCACACUCACGUCCGGUCAGCGGACCCAUCCACGGUCCAAAAAGACUUCAUCACCAAAUGGAACGUCGAAAGAGAUCAACGCAACCCACUGAAGCUCAAGCUACGGCGUGCUCCACCUGCCUGAUGCUGGUGACGUAACUCGCGAUCACUCCUGUCGCCAGGAGCCCCCACAAUAGACUUAGAUGAUGCCUGCAUCUGCAUGGACAUGACUCCAAAGAGACAGGGACAAUUUAUAAAAAAAUCGGGGAUAGACUUUAGUAUCACAUGUUUAAUAGCGGAAGAUUUGGCUGCCUGAAAGCGGCCAUGAUGCCAGUAUUAUGUUUCAUUGUAUUAAUAUGUUACAUUAACCUUUAAUUCUCUUGCAGGUUUGAAUGUAUAGUGGUUGUCCUAAAAAAAGAACUGUGCAGGAUGACCCCCGAAAGUAAGGAGUGCCUAGCUGCCAAGAGGGCAGGUGCCCAACUGAACAGGGAAUGGUGCCCAUCAGGUUUUGGUCACUGUUGAGAGACAGUUGACAGUUGACAGCCUGUGUACUGCUUGCAGGCCUGCAUGACCAUGCCCAUGUCAGGGGUAGUAAAGCUAGAAAAAGCCUGGUUAGAAUAAAAAUCUAAAGCAUGGUUAUGCAUGAAAAGAAAUUAGCAAAGAAAAUCAGAAAAUCUUAGAAUAAAUCAAUAUAUUUUUCUUCUUAUAUAAUUCCUCCGAAAUCUAGCAAUACAUCUCUUUGCAUAAAUUCAAUAAGACCAGUUUCUAAUAAUGGUUUUCAAUUACCGUUCUUGUU
Molecule: messenger RNA, 1762 nt
Organism: Myotis lucifugus (little brown bat)
Lineage: Eukaryota; Metazoa; Chordata; Mammalia; Chiroptera; Vespertilionidae
Exons: 2
Coding region: 242-1111 (289 amino acids)
Biological process (GO): DNA integration
Molecular function (GO): nucleic acid binding
Source: RefSeq, a predicted model, not a curated record